UUUCGUCCGGCAGGAAAUGGAUGCUUAUAGAUUGUACACGGUGGUUCCGUAUCUCCUAAAAUUUCUUGAUAAUUUAACGAAUAUCUAUGUGCGGUUCAAUCGGAAGAGGCUAAAAGGCCGUACUGGUGAGGGGGAUUGCAGAACUGCUCUUUCAACUCUGUACUAUGUGCUUUUGACUUCAUGUAAAGCAAUGGCACCGUUAACUCCUUUUUUCACUGAGGUUCUUUACCAAAACUUGCGGAAAGUUUGCAAAGGAUCAGAGGAGAGCAUUCACUAUUGCAGCUAUCCUGAAGUGGAAGGAAAGAGGUGGGAGCGUAUUGAGCAGAGUGUUAAUAGGAUGAUGACAAUUAUUGACCUUGCACGGAAUAUUCGUGAGCGUCACAAUAAGCCUCUUAAAACCCCGCUCAGGGAAAUGGUGGUUGUACAUCCAGAUUCAGAAUUCCUUGAUGAUAUUGCGGGCAAACUUAGAGAGUUUGUGCUCGAGGAGCUAAACAUUAAGUCUUUGGUCCCAUGCAAUGACACGUUGAAGUAUGCUUCUUUGCGCGCAGAGCCAGAUUUCAGUGUGUUAGGAAAAAGGCUGGGAAAGUCGAUGGGAGUUGUUUCCAAGGAAGUUAAGGCCAUGUCAACAGAAGAUAUUAUUGCUUUUGAGAAAGCGGGAGAAAUUACUGUCGCUUCACACACUUUGAAGCUUAGUGAUAUCAAGAUUGUUCGGGGUUUCAAGCGUCCUGAUAAUAGGAAAGAGAAUGAAAUGGAUGCGGCAGGGGACGGUGAUGUUUUAGUGAUACUGGAUUUGCGUACUGAUGAUUCACUGUUUGAGGCUGGAGUUGCUCGGGAGGUUGUGAAUAGGAUACAGAAACUGAGAAAGAAAGCCGCGCUUGAACCCACUGACUUGGUAGAGGUCUUCUUCAAAUCUUUGGACGAGGAUAAAACAGUCUCUCAGCAGAUUUUGGAGUCCCAGGAAUCAUAUAUUAGAGAUGCCCUUGGGUCUCCUUUGCUUCCUGCCGACCUGAUCCCAUCACAUGCAAUGACAAUUGAUGAAGAGAGUUUCCAUGGAAUCUCCAGCUUGUCGUUUGUGAUUACGUUAGCAAGACCAAGUCUAGUGUUUAAUUCAGAUGCCAUCACUGCUUUAUAUGGAGGAAACACACAGUAUUCUCAAGGCUUACAAACAUACCUGCUGAUGAGGGAUCACCAUAACUUGAAGUCAGAGUUUCAACAAGGAAAGGGCAAGAUAACAGUAAAGUGCAUUGAGAAUCAGCCUCCAGUUGAGGUGUUUCUGGGAAAGCAUGUCUUCUUGAGUGUUGGAGAUUAUUUCUUGAACAGGAAAUCACAGUAACAGAGACCAAUACUCGGCCAAAAUAAUUUUUGACAAGAAAUCCAAAGUUACAAGUCUUCCCAAUUUUUUUAAAUUAUUGUGUAUUUGCCUCAUCCCUGCACACUUCUAUUGCGACAGAUCUGUAUUGUAAUUGCCUUCUUGGCCAUUUUAACACGGAGUAGUGUUACGUGAAUAACAAUUUUGAUUAAUUGUCUUCUGGUUGUGGUGUUAACAAAUAGUA
Molecule: messenger RNA, 1553 nt
Organism: Nicotiana tabacum (common tobacco)
Lineage: Eukaryota; Viridiplantae; Streptophyta; Magnoliopsida; Solanales; Solanaceae
Source: RefSeq, a predicted model, not a curated record